CCGGGAGAAGACGAGAGCAGCAGCGCUCCGGGUGGACAGGGUGGGGGUGGGGCGGUGUCUUUGAGAGCUGACUCGCGUCUCGGUUUUGGAUUCUUGGGGAUGUUCCUCCCAGCCAUACACACACCCUUCCCUGCUAACCCGCACCGGGCUAGACACUGCUGAGCCCAGUGGAAAGCUACCAGCCCUAUUGUGCUGAACCAGGCAAAGAAACAGCCUCAGAAACAGGAAGUCCCGCCCCUGAAGUGGGAGAGGGCAGGAGACCUGGGUCUCAGCCUCUUUGGAUGGAGUGAGAGUUGCCUGGCACUGAGCAGUGAGCUCCUUCCUGGUCAAGCAGGGAGAACUCCAGGACCUCUUGCGGCUCCAGGCCUAAUGCAAGUUCUGGCUCCGCAGGCUGGGUGGCGUGGGGAGGAGUUCCCCUCUGGCCUCAGCCUUCCUUCCCUAGUUCUGCCUCAGGUUUUCCCGAGGCAGGAUCCCUGCUGCAAGAUGUCUGCAUUUUUCCGUAUCACCCUUGCCCUCUCCUAGUUCAGAGCCUCUGGAUUGGGAGAGCCUGCUGAUCACACAGAGGUCUGAGCUGUAGAGGGGUGUGUGUGAUUCACUGAUACCAUUCAUCCCCAAAGAUGAGAAGACACCUGUAACUCACCCGGGGUCAGGGUCACACACACACACACACACACACACACACACACACACACACACACACACACACAGCUUUUGUCUUCGCACUCCCUACCUGACCUUUAAUCUCUGAGCCUGCCUCAGUUUCCUCAUGUGUACAAUGGGGGAUAAUAUUAGAUUUCAUGAGUUACUGUACACAAAGUGCCCACUACAAUGCCCAGCACAUAAUGAAGGCACAAGACAGUGUAGCUAUUCUUUUCCCUGUGUGUGGGGUGCCCCUCUUCAGACCUACCAUCUCUUAGGGUACAGCAGAGCUUCUAGGAGUCAUUGGAUGGGUGGGGAGACAGGUAGACGAGGGUAAUGAAGUUCUGGGAAGGUAAGGGAAUAAGGGAGGGGAUGAGUACCAAGGAAAGAACUUGCCAAGAACGUAUGACUGGGGCCUGGGGAGGCAGCUCAGAGAUGGGCAAGUGGGUAGUUCAAGGCAGAAGAGAAGGGCAGAAGUUCCUCAGGAAAGAGAACAGUCAGGAGGGUGGGGGAGGAGUGGAGAGGGCGGUGGGGACACCCAGGACUGAGGAAAUAAACAAGGGGAGCGCCAUCACAGGGGUGGAGGUAAUGCUGCUGGGAAUCAGCCCCCUCAGACUUUCCACUGCGAAGCGAAACCGUGAGCCCUGGGGUGCUGGGGGGGGCGACGGGGAGGGGAAGUGCGAAAGGUGGAGGGAAGACAGAAGGACAGGGGCCAGGGCCCUGGGAGCAGCAGAAGGGCCUCUAGCUCAAGACAGCCACCUUACCUCCACUCUGCUCUCUGCCAGCACCCUGCCCUAUCCCCCGGGACCCCCACCCCAUCCCUGACCGCACCCUCCGGCUGCCCGAUCUGCCGGGCUUUCCUCUAGAUUCCAGCCCCUGGUCGUUGGUUCCUCCCUCUCUCUCCAGGCCUCCAUUCCUCUUUUUCUAGAUUCUCUUUCUCCAACACCCUCUUUGCAGAACCCCUCUUGAACAUCAGUCCUUCCCCACUUUCUGACCUCUUCCCUUUGGAGGGCUGUGUGGCCCAGGGCUCAGAGGAGAUGUGGGAGGCUCGGUUCCCGGUCUGGCUGCUUCUGCAACUGCUGUGGGCAGCUGCAGUGGAGGCUCCAGACCCUGGGGCAGAGGUCCCGGUGGUGUGGGCCCAGGAGGGGGCUCCUGCCCAGCUCCCCUGCAGCCCCACAAUCCCCCUCCAGGACCUCAGCCUUCUGCGAACAAGACAAGUCACUUGGCAGCAUCUACCAGACAGUGAGCCCGCGGCGCUCUCCCCGCGAGGCCCGGGGCCCCGCCGCUACACGGUGCUUAGGCUGGCUCCCGGAGGCCUGCGCGUCGGGAGGCCGCCCCUGCAGCCCCGCGUGCAGCUGGAUGAGCGCGGCCUCCAGCGCGGGGACUUCUCGCUGUGGCUGCGCCCGGCCCGACGCGCCGACGCCGGCGAGUACCACGCCGCUGUGCGCCUCGGGGACCGCGCUCUCGCCUGCCGCCUCCGUCUGCGCGUGGGCCAGGCGGCGGUGACUGCCAGCCCCCUCGGGUCUCUGUGGACCUCCAGUUCCGUCAUUUUGAACUGUUCCUUCAGCCGCCCUGAUCUCCCGGCCUCUGUGCACUGGUUCCGGGACCCAGGCAGAGUCCCCGUUCAGGAGUCCCCCCAUCACCUCUUAGCCGGAAACUUCCUCUUCCUGCCCCAUGUCAGCCCCUUGGACUCCGGGACCUGGGGCUGCACCCUCACCUACAGAGAUGGCUUCAAUGUCUCCACCACGUACAGCCUCACUGUUCUGGGCCUGGAGCCCCCAGUCCCUCUGACAGUAUACGCUGGAGCUGGUUCCAGGGUGGAGCUGCCCUGCCACCUGCCUCCGGGUGUGGAGACCCAGUCUUCCCUCACUGCCACAUGGACCCCUCCUGGGGGAGGCCCUGACCUCCUGGUGGCUGGAGACCAUGGCAACUUUACCCUUCUACUAGAGGCUGUGGGCCAGGCCCAGGCUGGGACCUACACCUGCGGCGUCCACCUGCAGGGGCAGCAGCUCACUACCACUGUCACUUUGGCAGUCAUCACAGUGACUCCCAAAUCCCAUGGAUCACCUGGCAACCUGAGAAAACUGCUUUGUGAGGUGACUCCGGCAUCUGGACGAGAACACUUUGUGUGGAGCCCCCUGGACGAGCGGUCUCGCAGGACCUCCGCAGGCCCCUGGCUGCUGAUGCCGGAGGCCAGGCUCCUUUCUCAGCCCUGGCAGUGCCGUCUGUACCAGGGGCAGAGGCUUCUCGGGACCGCCGUAUAUCUCACUGAGCUGUCCCGCCCAGGCGCCCAACGUUCCGGGGCAGCCCCGGGGGCCUGGGAAACAGGCCGCCUUCCUCUCCUCAUCCUUGGGAUCCUCUUCCUCCUCGUGUUGGUGACUGGAGCCUUUAGCUUUCACCUUCGGAGAAGACGGUGGCGACCAAGCAGAUUCUCUGCCUUAGAGCAUGGGACUCACCCACCUCAGCCUCAGGGCAAGACAGAGGAUCCGGAGCCGCAGCCGCAGCUGAAGCAGCCCUGAGCUGGAGCCGGGCAGCCCCUGCAUCUCCGCACUUCAGUGCAAAUAAACUCCCCGUCAGCAGCAA
Aethalodelphis obliquidens (Pacific white-sided dolphin) is the source of this 3222-nucleotide messenger RNA. RefSeq names its product lymphocyte activating 3 (gene LAG3). The record is from RefSeq and is a predicted model, not a curated record. The transcript has 8 exons. Bases 1677 to 3158 code for a protein of 493 amino acids. Lineage: Eukaryota; Metazoa; Chordata; Mammalia; Artiodactyla; Delphinidae. Gene Ontology annotation, molecular function: transmembrane signaling receptor activity; MHC class II protein binding.